Messenger RNA from Periophthalmus magnuspinnatus, 2188 nucleotides. It is a transcript of the gene notum2, whose product is annotated as notum pectinacetylesterase 2. The coding region runs from base 433 to 1986 and encodes 517 amino acids. The record is from RefSeq and is a predicted model, not a curated record. NCBI's taxonomy places the organism in Eukaryota, Metazoa, Chordata, Actinopteri, Gobiiformes, Gobiidae. The transcript has 12 exons. Gene Ontology annotation, molecular function: hydrolase activity.
UGACCCUGGGGUCACAUACCACACAGAAGGUCCAUGCAGUUAUGCCAGUCAUGUAGAUGUUUAAAUCAAAUCACUGACCAUCAGAGGUGGACACUGAAGAGCUGCAGCUGAAACCUUGCUCCAAUGGGAAAGUGUUUGUGGUGAGUGUGUGCACAAGAUGUGAAGUAUGCCAGAGAAAUGUGUGUUAUGCUCUCCUCUUAGAGCAUCAGGACCUCCCCUCGCCAUGUCGUCAGCUGCUUACCUAAGGCCCUGGCAGAAGCUCCACCACAAAACAGCAGGAAAUCUGAUCCAUAUGGUGGCUCUAUAAAGCUGACCGCUGAUUUGAGUCGUCAUCAAAACCCAAGCAAGCACUUCUUCCCUUUGAUCGCCACCACUCUCCUCUGCACCUGAGCACUGCCUCUGUCCCACCAGCACCACUGUUCCACAUAAGAUAUGAAGAUACUCGGCCUUGUAGCUUUUCUACUUUUGCUUGGGGCAACUGUUUGCCAAAACAACCGCCAGAACAAUGUCAAAACAGGUGGUAGGUCCACCAAAAAGACUGGUGGGGCACAAGGAGCAGAUGUGAGCCAGUCCUCCACAGAGGUAGAUCUACCUCCCAGAAGCACUGGAAGUACUGCGGCAGCAGCCUCCAGCAGAGAGCAAGGCAGUGGGAACAGAGGAGCAGCUCCUGUGGGGGCUGGUAGCACCAGAAGCCCUGGACAACAGGCCGAGGAGAUGAGGCUGCACUUCCUCAAAAACACACAUGUCACAUGCAACGAUGGGACAGCUGCAGGGUUUUACCUAAGAGAGUUCAGGGGGAGCCGUCGAUGGCUGUUAUUUCUGGAAGGAGGCUGGUGCUGCUACAGCAAGGAGACCUGUGAUUUCAGGUACCAAAAUAUCCCACGGCUGAUGAGCUCAUCGGCAUGGCCCCAAACAAAGACAGGGAGUGGCAUAUUGUCUUUUCAGGCUGUAGAAAAUCCACAUUGGCACAAUGCUAAUAUUGUAUUUAUUCCAUAUUGUUCGAGUGAUGUGUGGAGUGGAACAGGACCUGCUCCAAACCCACUUCCAAGGCCAAGAGGCAGAGAAAAGGAAAAAGACCAAAAUGCAAAUACAACUGAAUACACCUUCAUGGGGUCCUUGAUCAUUCGUGAGGUCAUCAAAGACUUGAUCCCUAAAGGAAUAAAGCAGGCCAAGGUUGUCAUGCUGACUGGCACAAGUGCAGGGGGAACUGGUGUCUUACUGAAUAUUGACAGAGUGGCUGCUCAGCUGGAGCAGCUGGGGGCAGAGGCACAGGUCCGCGGCUUGGUGGAUUCAGGCUGGUUUUUAGAGAGUAAACAAGAGAGAUCUCCAAACUGCCCUGAGACGGUUUCAUGUUCUCCUGAAGACGCCAUCAAGAUGGGACUCAGAUUGUGGAAUGGAGUUGUCCCUAAUAGAUGUCGGCAGCUCUAUAAGAAAGGAGAAGAAUGGCAGUGUUUCUUUGGCCAUAAACUGUACUCUACAAUGACAUCCCCACUGUUUGUGGUGCAGUGGUUGUUUGACGAGGAGCAGCUGAGAGUGGAGAACAUUUACUUGGGAAGCCAGCGGAUGACUCAAGAGCAAUGGCAGUACAUUCAGAACCUGGGUCGAGAACUGAAGACAUCUCUCAGUGAUGUUACGGCCGUGUUUGCGCCAUCUUGCCUCUCACAUACGAUGAUUACUAAAAGUAACUGGAUGACUUUCCAAGUUAAAGGCACUUCUCUGCCACGAGCCUUGCAAUGCUGGGACAAGAAUCUAGAGGCUGCGCGUAACAACAGGACCCCUGCAAGAGGCUGCCCAUUCAACUUGGUGGACACCUGCCAGUGGCCCCAGUGCAACCCCACCUGCCCAGCCUUAGUGGAUCAGACUACCCAGCAGGAGCUCACCCUUCUGCAGAUGCUAGUAGCCUUGGGACUGGACCUCCAAACUCUGGGGGUAGAUCAACAAGAAGAUGGGGAAUCCUUGGUUAGCAUAGUUAGCAAUGGGGGCUAAGAUAAAAAGAAAAGUGGUGAGAGACAUACAUAAGCUUGGUGUUAAAUUAACACAUGUCAAAUAACCAUUGACACAGUACAUAAAUCUGGUGACUUGUUGCUGGUAUGCAUUCCAUUAUACUCCAUGGGUCUGCCAAAAGAUGACUUGGCUGGGGUAGCCUAUGUGGCAGUGAGAGAAUGGUGUAGCGCCCACUACUGGACAC